UUUAUAUACACAAACAAUUUCUCUCUUCUACUCAAUUAGAAGUUUUUCUUCUUCGUAUCACACCAUCGAUCCUUUUUUCAGUUUUGAUCGAUAUUAACAUGGCUUAUCAUCGCCUCCCAAAUUUGGUGUUAUCAUUUCUGGUUCUUACAUUUUCUUUUUGUAUCAGCAGCGUAAUGGUUGCUGAGGCACACCAGUUGUUAGAGACUCCUAGCCUUCCAAAGGUACCUGAGAUUCCAAAGCCCGAGCUUCCCAAGUUGCCCGAACUGCCAAAGUUUGAAAUUCCUAAAGUUCCCGAACUACCAAAGCCUGAAGCCCCUAAAUUGCCUGAGGUACCUCAUGAGUUGCCAAAGCCUGAAAUUCCCAAGAUUCCUGAAGUGCCAAAACCCGAAGCCCCAAAGUUGCCUGAGCUGCCUCAUGAGCUGUCAAAGCCUCAAAUUCCCAAGGUUCCUGAACUGCCAAAAUCCGAAGCCCCAAAGUUGCCUGAGGUGCCAAAGCCUGAACUCCCAAAGCCUGAACUCCCUAAGUUGCAUGAAUUGAGCCAUAAUGAUGAUACCCCUAAGGUACCCGAAUUGCCAAAACUUGAUGCUCCUGAGUUGCCUGAAUUGCCAAAACUUGAAGUUCCAAAGAUGCCAGAGUUGCCAAAAUUUGAAGUUCCUAAGUUGCCUGAAAUGCCCCAUGAAUUUCCUAAGCUUGACAUUCCUAGAUUACCUGAACUCCCACAUGAGCUUCCUAAACCCAAUUUUCCAACCAUUCCUGGUCUUUCCAAGGAUAACUCUAUGCCUUCCCUCAACACCCCACCAAAGACCAGUAAGCCUUGAGCAUUUAAUGGGCUGCUCCUGGUUUCAGUAGCAGAUAUAAAUAUUGUUUGAUCACUUGUGUGUUAUUUCUAUGUGAAGUUUCUUUAGCUGCCAAUAGGAUCCCGAUGUCCUUUUAUAGUUACAAAAUUUUACCCAUAUAUUAUUCUAUACGUGUUAUUGAAUAUUUAAUGUAAGUUUCUAUCGAUUAUAGUUUUUGUAUUUCUUUUUUUGA
Humulus lupulus (European hop) is the source of this 1029-nucleotide messenger RNA. Its product is annotated as protein PELPK1-like. NCBI's taxonomy places the organism in Eukaryota, Viridiplantae, Streptophyta, Magnoliopsida, Rosales, Cannabaceae. The record is from RefSeq and is a predicted model, not a curated record. Bases 99 to 818 code for a protein of 239 amino acids. The transcript has a single exon.